Molecule: messenger RNA, 1029 nt
Organism: Anopheles coustani
Lineage: Eukaryota; Metazoa; Arthropoda; Insecta; Diptera; Culicidae
Product: titin-like
Exons: 4
Coding region: 1-1029 (342 amino acids)
Source: RefSeq, a predicted model, not a curated record
AUGAAGACGUUCAUUGUGUUGAGUUUGGCGGUGGCGCUGGCAGCCGGUGCCAGUCUGGAGAAGAAGGAAACCGUCAAGUCGGACGACAAGAACCACGGUAAGCGUGGUCUGCGCGACUACGGUUACGGUUACGCGAAGGAACCGGAGCUGCAGGGAGGCUUCAAGCCAUCGUUCGGGUUCGAUCUAGGCUCGAGCGAGCUGUACGCACCCCAGGCCAAAUCCUUCCACGUGCCCGAGUUCCACCAGAACCAGUAUGCACCGCUGUAUCAGAAGGAGCAGGUCCACCACCACAGCCCCUACAGUGCGUACAACUGGAAGGAGGAGAAGCACACGAUCAUCACGAAGAAGGUGCCGGUGCCGUACCCGGUGAACGUGGAGAAGCAGGUCGUCAUCGAGAAGAAGGUCCCGGUGCACAUCGAUCGCCCGGUGCCGUACGCGGUCGAGGUUCCGUACCGCGUCGAGGUCGAGAAGAAGGUCCCGGUUUACGUGGAGAAGAAGGUGCACAUCGAUCGGCCCGUCCCGUACCCGGUGAAGGUGAAGGUUCCGGUCUACCACAAGGUGGAGGUUGAGGUACCCAAGCCGUACCCGGUGCACAUCCCGAAACCCUACCCGGUGUACAUCGAGAAGGAGGUGCACGUGCCGGUCAUCCAUCGGGUGGAGAUCGAGAAGCCCUAUCCGGUGUACGUGGAGAAACCGGUGCUGGUCGAGAAGGUCCCGGAAAGUCAGGAGCACGAGCACAGCCACGAGCACAGUCACGAACAUAGCCAUGAAAGUCACGAACUCCAGAGCCACGAGCUCCACAGCCACGAACAGGAGCACACGGUCCACCACGACAUUCGGCCGGUCGGUGUGAAGUCUACCGACUUCAUUUCCGAGCCUAUCCACGUGGCCGAGCACGAUCACCAGUACGGCGAGGAGUCGCAGAAGAUCGAACGUAAGGUGGACAGCGACGCAAAGUCGGACGCCGAGCCCACCGAGCAGGCCAAGGAGGGCGAAAAGGCUGCCGAUAAAGAAUCGUCGGCUCACUAG